GCUCUGCUCUCCCCCCUCUGUUUCAGCCCACAAAUUCUUCUUCUUCUUCUUCUUUCCUGUCUCCGUAAUUGAUCCAACAUCUCUCUCUCUCUCUCUCUCUCUCUAUAUAUAUAUAUAUAUAUAUAUAUGCUGGUGUGUCCUUCUUAGGCAUAUCAGACAUGUCUGGUUCUUCUCCUAGGUUCUUUUCUUACAUAAAGCUUCGAUUCUUCGCACGUAUCCGAUGGUUCCUGGAACCGAAGGCCUCCAUGAAGCGACACACGGCGUCCGAUCGGUUCGAGAAGCCGAGAGUGGCGGAUUCCGAUCAGGAAGAAAGGCAGGAAGAGCAGGUGGCGAAGGAGAGAGAGGGUGCCCAUCAGGACGGCGGGUUGGUGGUUUUGCGGAGGGCUGUGAAGAAACUUCACUUCGGGAGCUGGGAGGAGAAGGCGGCAGCCGCCGACGAGAUACGGAGGUUGGCGGAAGAGGACCUGAAGCUGCGGAAGUGGCUGGCGGAGCUCGGCGUUGUGCCGCCGCUGGUGGCGAUGAUUGGCUCGGAGGUUGGUGGUGGUGGUCGCUGGAGGUUUGCGGUUCAGGCUUUGGUGGCGCUCGCUAAUGGAACUUACACGAACAAGGCCCUAAUAGUGGAGGCAGGGAUCUUGUUAAGGCUACCCAGCAACGUUGAAGAUUUGGAGGAAGCAGCGAGGCAAGAAUUGGCACAGCUGCUCCUCUCCCUCUCAUCUCUAGCGACCAGCCAAUUCCCUCUCUCCUCAUCCAAACUUCUCCCAUUUCUAUUUCACAUUCUCGACUCCGAUUCAAGCCUUGAAACAAAAAACUUGUGCCUAGCCACUUUGCACAAUCUCUCCACCAUGUUUGGCCAAGCCGGAAAUUUGGUCAGCCAUGGAAUUCUUCCCACCCUCUUGAGGCUAUCCUCGGUGCAGGAAGUGUCCGAGAAGGCGCUCGCAACGCUAGGAAACUUGGUGGUGUCUUUGCAGGGGAAGAAAGCCAUGGAAAACCAUCCAAUGGUGCCAGAAAGCUUGAUCGAGAUCCUGACGUGGGAGGAGAAGCCGAGAUGCCAGGAGCUUUCGGCAUAUAUUUUGAUGAUACUAGCCCAUCAAAGCUCCAGGCAGAGGGAGAAGAUGGUUGAGGCAGGAAUCGUACAAGUUCUACUAGAAGUGGCCUUGUUGGGUAGCUGUUUAGCUCAGAAAAGAGCAUUGAAGCUACUGCAGUGGUUUAAGGAUGGGCGGCGAGCGAAAAUGGGGCCUCAUUCGGGGCCACAGACGGGGAGGGUGGCGGUUGGGUCGCCGGUGAAUCAGUGGGAGGCGGAUGAGGGUAGGAAGAUAAUGAAGAUGUUGGUGAAGCAAAGCCUUUACAAGAACAUGGAGACCAUUACUCGACGAGCCAAUGCUGCCUUGGGUUCUUCUUCUUCUUCUUCUUCCAAGUUGAAGGCUUUGGUGGUUAGUUCAAGCUCCAAGAGCCUGCCUUACUAGAGGUUCAUUUCACAUUCUCAGUGCAGGCGAGGAUGGAAAUGAACAACUUCGAAUUCUCCUUCCAUCAAAGUGCACACUGUGCAAGCUUAUGGCGGUUCACUUUGUCAUGUAGAGCUCAACUUUUUUAUAAACUAAGUUGAUGAAAUUUACAAGUAGUUGUAAUAGUGGGAAUUGGGUAAAUUACACAGUUUACUUUUGUAUAUUUUGAACUCCCAACUUAUUCCUCAUGAAAAGCUUUAAGAUUUGUGAAUUG
Molecule: messenger RNA, 1716 nt
Organism: Diospyros lotus (date-plum)
Lineage: Eukaryota; Viridiplantae; Streptophyta; Magnoliopsida; Ericales; Ebenaceae
Exons: 2
Coding region: 159-1463 (434 amino acids)
Molecular function (GO): protein binding
Source: RefSeq, a predicted model, not a curated record